Molecule: messenger RNA, 1508 nt
Organism: Perca fluviatilis (European perch)
Lineage: Eukaryota; Metazoa; Chordata; Actinopteri; Perciformes; Percidae
Product: V-set and immunoglobulin domain-containing protein 8-like
Exons: 5
Coding region: 162-1421 (419 amino acids)
Source: RefSeq, a predicted model, not a curated record
ACUAGUCGGAGAAAAACACUAUUACAGAUCACAGCCACCAACUGCUCCCUAGUCCUAGCGUUGAGGAAAUUAUCUAAAUAUAUAUAUUACUAUAUUAUACUGUCAGAGAGAACAGUGUCGGGAUACAGAGACUGCAGCAGAUCACCUCUCUGUCAGACCUCAUGGUUCCAUUAAUACUCCUGUUGAUCCUUCUGACUGAAGCAGCUUCGUACCUACCUGUGGUACCAGUGCGCCCUGAAGGUGAUGUCAUUCUGUCAUGUCAGGCUGCUGAUCCCUUCAUCAGAGCUAUAGAGUGGACCAGAGCUGACCUAAAGACAGAUAACGUCCUCUUAUACACAGAUGGACACUUGAAUACAACCCACCAGCAUCCAUCCUAUAAGGGCAGGGUGGAGCUGGUGGACAGAGAUCUGAAGGAUGGAAACAUGUCUUUAAUUCUGAAGAAUGUGAACAUUAACGACAGUGGAACAUACAAGUGUCAAGUUAAAACCAAUGAUACUGACCGAAUCAAAACCAUCAGCACCAUCCGUCUGCAGGUUCCAGACCAGAUUGUAGUUACAGUGGAUCCUGGAGAUGAUGCCAUUCUGCCAUGUCACGCUGCUGAUUCCUCCAUCAUAUUUGUAGAGUGGAGCAGACCUGGCCUGAAGCCAGAUGACAUCCUCUAUUACAGAAAUGAAUACUUGAAUACAACCUACCAGCAUCCAGACUAUAAGGACAGGGUGGAGCUGGUGGACAGAGAUCUGAAGGACAGAGACGCGUCUUUAAUUCUGAAGAAUGUGUGCAGACAUGACACUGAAACAUACGAGUGUCGAGUUAAAACCAGUCGUUCAGGACGUCCAAAGGGAGACACUGACUAUUACCAAAUCAGAACCAUCUGUCUGCAGGUUACAGACCUGACUGUAACAGUGCGCCCUGGAGAUGAUGUCAUUCUGCCAUGUCACGCUGCUGAUUCCUCCAUCAGAGCUGUAAAGUGGACCAGACCUGACCUGGAGCCAAAUAUCGUCCUAUUAUACAGCGAUGGACACCUGGAGAAAGACGACCAGAAUCCAUCCUUUAAGGACAGGGUGGAGCUGGUGGACAGAGAUCUGAAGGACAGAGACGCGUCAUUAAUUCUGAAGAAUGUGAGCAGACACGACACUGGAAUAUACGAGUGUCGCGUUAAAACCGAUGGUUCAACACGUAAAAAGAGAGGCAUUGAGCCAGUCAGAAUCAUCCGUCUGCAGGUUACAGAGCCAGCAGGUUCCAAGAAAGGAAACUAUCUCAUAUACGUUGUGGCAGCAGGUGUUGGUCUGAUUUUUCUAACUGUUGCAGUAGUUGGUGUGAUAUAUAAAAUAUGUAAUAACAGGAGAUCAGGACAACCUGCUGCUGCUGCAGCUUCGACCGAUCAGCUCCUCGACAACUCAGAGCUCUUUACAGCUGACUAGUUUCUCAUGUCCUGUAUGUAUAAAUUGAUUUUCAUUACUUCUGUGGGUGUGAGGUCAUAUACAGAUCUGCUAUGUGGUUUGCCCCCU